AUGCCACCGCCACCUAAGUUGGGGGAUGAUCAUUCUUUCAACACCAGAUAUGGGUCACUCCAGUUCUUGGCUACACAUAUUUUCCUAUUGGGGGCAGAGACUCCUCUAUCUUUCCAGGUUGCUCGAGGGGGGUUGACAGCAGUGAGGGACAAGUUGGAAACGAUGAGAACAACUCCGGCUGAAAGGGAAUCGAUGGUAAUACCUAAGGAGUUCGAAAGAGUUCUCAACCCCAAAAAAGUGAAGUUCAAGGGAUGUAGAAAAGGAAAGGCAAAAAAACAACAGAAGAAAAAGAAGAGGAAGUGUGGGAGAUGCGAUAGAAGGUACGGUCAUUAUAUUAAGACUUGUCCUGAACCCGAAGGCUACGUGCCGCCAGCUAUUCAAGGACAUACCUCGUGCAUUUUUUGCAAGGCUGCUUUGAUUUUAACUUUGUUGUCUUCUUCAUCUUCUCUUCGAGGUGCCUGA
Linum trigynum is the source of this 462-nucleotide messenger RNA. The record is from the annotation of a GenBank genome assembly. Lineage: Eukaryota; Viridiplantae; Streptophyta; Magnoliopsida; Malpighiales; Linaceae.